ACAGUUUCUGUUCCACAUUCAGUUAUACAGUCGCGCGUUGAAGAAGGAGUGAUGCUAUUUUUAAAUAAAAACCGAGCGCUUUCGUUGGUCCUUAAUUUUAUUUUCUUAAUCAUUCUAAUUUCGUCAAAUGCCCAAGCCGAUGAAAGAAACAUAAACAAGCUGCUGAACAAUCAGGUUGUGGUCAGUCGCCAAAUUAUGUGCAUUCUUGGCAAGAGCGAGUGCGACCAAUUGGGACUUCAACUGAAAGCUGCACUUCCGGAAGUUAUAACCAGAAAAUGCAGAAACUGCUCUCCCCAACAGGCCCAAAAGGCGCAAAAGCUGACAACCUUUUUACAAACAAGAUAUCCGGAUGUUUGGGCUAUGCUUCUAAGAAAGUACGAUAGUGCCUAAAUAUGGCAAUUGAAUGUUCUCAUACAUCGAAAAUAAUAAAUUAGUCUCACCAUCUUAA
Drosophila bipectinata is the source of this 448-nucleotide messenger RNA. RefSeq lists its product as uncharacterized. The record is from RefSeq and is a predicted model, not a curated record. Lineage: Eukaryota; Metazoa; Arthropoda; Insecta; Diptera; Drosophilidae.